UGUUCAGAAUUGAUCAGCAAAUGGAACAUCUUAUAACCAAAGUGACAAAGGGCAGGUGAUAACGAUACGAUUCGUACAGACGAAAGCUGUCACUUUAUAGAGAAGACGUUGACAUCGAAAUGGAAAUAAAAAGAUCCGACUCGGUUCCCGAGGGUAGAAAUGCUACGAUAAAUGUUGCUUCCGUGUUCGAGAAUUUCCCUUGGACCGCUUUGGAACAAAGUUCGAAAGGUGCGAGUAUCAUCAACGUGAUUAAUCAGUUGCUGAGCAUGUACCACCCGGACGAUGGUUUAAUCGCGUACGAACGUGUAUUGAAAACUUUGCUCGUUUUAUCCGAGAACUUGGACAGUGACCUGCAGCAACAGAUCAUUUCCGUGAUACCGCUGCCGAAAGGUGUACCGAACGAUAAGAUAGAAAAUUUAAUAUACAAAAUUACAGAACUGAUCAGAUCAUCUAACGUCUCUUCGUGCGGAGAAGUUAUGACAGGUUCGGAAGACAAGCGUAAUACCGAAGAGAUCCAGAAUAUUUUGAUCGAUUCAUCCCGGAGCUUCGAGUUGAACGAGAAGUUCGUGUCUUCCGCACCCGAGGUGUUCAAAGGUUUUCCUCCCAAUGAGAUCUCGACGGUUCACAGCCAUGUAAGGAACGUGAACUACAUGUACGAUACUUUAAAUUACAAUGUACCAUGCAUGAAGACUUGCGUCGAUGUCAAACAAAACUUUCAUGAACAAGAAGACUCGUUGAAACUCAAAUGGUUUCACAGUCCUCACCUUUUAUGCGAGACUAAUCUUUAUCAAAGCACUAGCGCGGCUAGCUGUCAGCAAGGUUUUGUCAAAUCGAUGGAUGAUAAAUAUUUUCAGUUGUCCAUUGAUAGAUUCAAUAAUUGGAAUCAGUAUAAUGUGACGAACGUACCUCAUCCGCUGCAUCAGGAUGCUACGUGUUUAAGGAAAUUGUAUAAGAAUAAUGUCAUGAUCAGUAAACAGAAUGAAAACGAGCUGACAAAACUAGAAACAACGCGUGACGGUGAAACUUCAAAAAAUGAAACUAAUUGCGAAAUUUUAUACACUGGUAAUGCGAAUCGAGCCUCUAAAAAGUAUAAUAAUGCGACCAAGCACCGAGUUAUUAACGUGGAAGCGCAAGAAUUUUUUGAACAAGAAUUACAAAAUGAGCAACAAGCGAUUCAGCAAGAUAUAUAUAAGAUGGACGUUGUACAUUGCGAGGAGGACGUAAUAAAUACACAAACAUUGAAAGAAGACGAUUCCUUAAUGGACGAUUUUGUCCCGUGUAAGAGGCUUAAAGCGAGCUUGCAAAAUUUUUUAAAUCGUGCGAAACAGGAAAUUCUGAUCGAAUCUCCAAUGUUGCCUCGAACCAAAGUUUCGCAUACAGUGACUCCUGCGACUAAGAGUUGCAAGUUCACGAGUCAAAAGAGUUUGCGGAACAACGAUCGGUUAAAUCUCUCGAACGAUAGUGCAUGUGCCUUUAAAGACGCAACGGAGAGCACAAAAAAAUUGACGGAGAAGAAGACGGCUCCGCGUAAUGUUUAUUCGAAACCUCAAAGACUGCAAGUGCUGCGUAAAAGUUUAAACACGGUACUUAGUAAAUCGCAAACGGUAGAAUGCGGAAAGCUGGAUAACGCAGAGAAUCCGCUGUACAAAUCCGCGGUGGAAGAAACGAAACAAAAGAGUUCGAACGUUUUGCAGCAAACCGCGUCUAUUACAGAGCUGGCUACGUUUAAGAAGCAAUACUACGACACGCUGCUGAACAUCCAAAAAGCCAAAAUGGCAGUAGCAAAUUCUUUGGCCAUGUCAUCUGUGGAGAGUUUCACCAAAUACGACCCGUACUAUUCAGAUCAAUCCUAUCAGCAGCAACAAUUGUUGGAACAUGGUCCGCGAUUCGCGGUUCACACAAUGGCACGCUCGGGAUUGUCAAGUGUACACAAUACUCCGUAUACUUGGGUGAGGUACAACAGUCUGAGACAUCCAACUAUGAAACAAUUAAGACACCCUCAACAGCUCCCGUUUCAAGUGUCGAGGAACAAAGAGUAAGUUUUUUUUUUUUAUCUUUCUACUAGUGCAUUCUGUCCCUUCUCGUAUGUCUCUCGCACCAGACGUGCCACUUUAUCAUUUAAUUUCGUUCCUAUGUCGGAAGGAAUUCUGUUCUGCAUUAUGUAAAAACACUGGACAUUCACUGUUUCACGCAAGACGAAAGCAAACAAAUGAAGCAGGGUGUU
Molecule: messenger RNA, 2224 nt
Organism: Ceratina calcarata
Lineage: Eukaryota; Metazoa; Arthropoda; Insecta; Hymenoptera; Apidae
Exons: 10
Coding region: 120-2039 (639 amino acids)
Source: RefSeq, a predicted model, not a curated record